This is a messenger RNA of Protopterus annectens (West African lungfish), 2569 nucleotides long. Its product is annotated as zinc finger protein 271-like. Bases 1 to 2349 code for a protein of 782 amino acids. Gene Ontology annotation, biological process: regulation of transcription by RNA polymerase II. NCBI's taxonomy places the organism in Eukaryota, Metazoa, Chordata, Ceratodontiformes, Protopteridae. Gene Ontology annotation, molecular function: RNA polymerase II cis-regulatory region sequence-specific DNA binding; DNA-binding transcription factor activity. The record is from RefSeq and is a predicted model, not a curated record. The transcript has 2 exons.
AUGAAGGCAGGAGUGAGCAGUACUGCAGAACAUAGUGUGGCAUUGAAGGUUAAGGUGAGCAGUACUGCACAACAUGAUGUACUGAAGGCUGGGAGUGAGCAGUACUGCACAACACAAUGUGUUACUGAAGGCAGUUUGAGCAGUACUGCAGAACAUGGUGUGCUACUGAAGGCUUGGGUGAGCAGUACUGCAGAACAUGGCAGCAGGAAUGGAGAAUUCAGUGUCAUCCAGAGUCUGCAGUCAUCCUAUGGGAAAUUCUGGGGUGCAGAAUGUGACAGAGCUCUGCCUGAUGAGAUGUUUAUCACAAGACAAGACCCAGUGAAGAUGGAAAUAAAAAAUGGUAACUGUAGGCAAGGUAAUGAGGACUUUGCCAUGAAACUUGAAUUAGAAAAGCAUCUGCAAGCUGAAGCAGAGGAAAUACCAUGCAGCUGGCUUAAUCAUAGCAACAAUCUAACAUUUUAUUGUAACAGUGUAACUGAUCAUCUAACCGACAAUGGGGAAGGGCAAAAGAAUGUGUCACAAAUGCAUAGACAAAUACUCAUGAGGCAGGCUUUGUAUAAAGAUGUUAUGAAUGCCAAAGGUUUUACAGAAAAAAAAUUAGCACUGCAAAUCAUUCAUACUGGUCAGAAUCUGUCUACAACAUGUGACAAAAGUUUUACACAGAAUAAUGACAUGGCAAUACUUCAGAAUGUCCAUGUUUGGCAAAAGUGUCAUCAGAGUAUCCACACUAGCCUAAAACCCUAUAAUUGUACCACAUGUGACAAGAGUUUUGUGCACAAAGGCAGCAUGUUGAAACAUCAGGUACACUGUGGGCAGAAGCCAUAUAAAUGUUCCAUUUGUGACAAGGGUUUUGCAAAGAAGAAUCAUGUGGUGAAACAUCAGUAUAUCCAUGGUGAGCAAAAACCACAUAAAUGUACCAUGUGUGAAAAGAGUUUUAUAAGUAAGAACCAACUGGCACUUCAUCAGAAGGUGCAUGCAGGGAAGAAACCAUUUAAAUGUACUACAUGUGACAAGAGUUUUGUAUACAGAGGUAGCAUGAUGAAUCAUCAGAUACACUGUGAGCCGAAACCAUAUAAAUGCACCAUGUGUGACAAGAGUUUUUUACACAAAAAGAAUAUGGUGACUCAUCAGAGAGUCCACAGUGGGCAGAAGCCAUAUAAAUGCACCAUGUGUGACAGGAGUUUUGCACAGAAGAUAUGCUUGGUAAGACAUCAGUAUACCCAUAGUGGGCAGAAGCCAUAUAAAUGCACAAUGUGUGACAAGAGUUUUGUGGAGAAGAGUCAACUGCUACACCAUCAGAACAGGCAUACUGGGAAGAAACCAUAUAAAUGCACCACAUGUGACAAGAGUUUUGCAUGCAAACGGACUAUGUUGGUUCAUCAGAGGCUCCACAGUGAGCAGAAGCCAUAUAAAUGCACCAUGUGUGACAAGAGUUUUCUGAGGAAGAAUUACUUGAAGAAACAUAACUAUACCCACAGUGGGCAGAAGCCAUAUAAAUGCACAAUGUGUGACAAGAGUUUUGUGGAGAAGAGUCAACUGCUACACCAUCAGAACAGGCAUACUGGGAAGAACCCAUAUAAAUGCACCAUGUGUGACAAGAGUUUUGCAUAUAAACAUAGUAUGGUGAUUCAUCAGAGGCUCCACAGUGGGCAGAAGCCAUAUAAAUGCACUAUGUGUGACAGGAGUUUUGUGAGGAAGGAUAAACUGAUACUUCAUCAAAAUAUACACUCUGGACAGAAACCAUAUAAAUGUACCACAUGUGGCAAGAGUUUUGUGCAGAAGAAUCAACUGGUAUACCAUCAGAGUGUGCAUACUGGCCAAUCUUAUAAAUGCACUAUGUGUGACAAGAGUUUUGCAUCCAGACGCAGCUUGGUGACUCAUUGGAGGCUGCACUCUGGGCAGAAGCAGUAUAAAUGCACCAUGUGUGACAAGGGUUUUGUGCAGAAGAGACAAUUGGUAUACCAUCAGAACAUGCAUACUGGGCAGAAACCAUAUAAAUGCACCAUGUGUGGCAAGAGUUUUGCAUACAAAAACAGUGUGGCGACUCAUCAGAGGCUCCACAGUGGGCAGAAGCCAUAUAAAUGCACCUUGUGUGACAAGAGUUUUGUACAGAAGCUGUACUUGGUAAGACAUUUGUAUUCCCAUAGUGGGCAGAAGCCAUAUAAAUGCACCACGUGUGAUAAGAGUUUUGUGGAGAAGAGUCAACUGCUAUGCCAUCAGAACAGGCAUACUGGGAAGAAACCAUAUAAAUGCACCAUGUGUGACAAGAGUUUUGCAUACAAAAAAAAUAUGGUGAUUCAUCAGAGGCUCCACAGUCCUAAUGGAGAGAUGAAAAGUCAGCAAACAUAGGAGAGUAGUAGUGCUGAAAUUGAAUUCAUCCUCAAGUCUAGGUGAGUACCUUCAUGAGGUGGACCCUGUUUUUCACUAAAAUCACACCAAGGCGACACUGAUGUAUAGGCUGUAUUUAUAUAGCAUAUAUCAUGGACAGAAGUAAGUCAAAAACAAAAAAAGUUAGCUGGGUGCACAAAACCCAGGAUAAAAAAGUGCCCAAUCCUGGUAGGUGCACUGG